Monopterus albus (swamp eel) is the source of this 2043-nucleotide messenger RNA. RefSeq names its product fumarylacetoacetate hydrolase domain containing 1 (gene fahd1). Gene Ontology annotation, cellular component: mitochondrion. Bases 162 to 848 code for a protein of 228 amino acids. The record is from RefSeq and is a predicted model, not a curated record. Gene Ontology annotation, molecular function: acetylpyruvate hydrolase activity. The transcript has 2 exons. NCBI's taxonomy places the organism in Eukaryota, Metazoa, Chordata, Actinopteri, Synbranchiformes, Synbranchidae.
AGGUUUCCUAACUGCGCUGUGAAAGAAAGCGGCUGCGUGGGCCUGGACUUCAGGUGCGACAUAAGAGAAUGCUUGCCGUAGGUAAAAACCCAGCUGUUGCAGUUACAGCGUAGGUCAAAGUUUAGUUAAACUGUUGCUGAUCGACUUAAUAUUACACCGCAAUGACGGCACGAAAUAUAUCUCGGUUUUGGGAAUGGGGGCGAAAGAUUAUUUGUGUUGGGAGAAAUUAUGCAGACCAUGCGAAAGAGCUAAAAAAUGCGAUUCCUGCAGAGCCUGUUUUGUUCCUGAAGCCUCCUUCUGCAUAUGUAAGAGAGGGCUCCGCUAUCCUAGUCCCUCUGUACACCAGCAACCUGCACCAUGAAGUGGAGUUAGGGGUAGUGAUCGGAAAGGGGGGCACAGCCAUCCCUCAGUCCUCCGCUAUGGAGCAUGUUGCAGGCUAUGCUCUGUGCUUGGACAUGACAGCCCGGGACAUCCAGGACGAAUGCAAGUCCAAGGGUCUGCCCUGGACCCUGGCCAAAGCUUUCAACACCUCCUGCCCCAUCAGUGAGUUCAUCCCCAAAGAGCGCAUCCCUGACCCGGGCAACGUGAAGCUGUGGCUCAAGGUGAACGACCAGCUGAGGCAGAGCGGCUGCACCUCCCAUAUGAUUUUCUCCAUCCCCUAUCUCAUUAGCUACAUCAGCGACUUCAUCACCCUGGAGGAGGGGGAUCUCAUCCUGACUGGGACUCCUCAAGGAGUUUCUGCGGUGACGGAGCAUGAUGAGCUGCAGGCUGGGAUUGAAAACGUUAUCACAAUGAGCUUCAGAGUGGACAGACAAAGUGAAACAAAAGACACUUAUAAGGCAAAAUAAACAAACUCACAGGAACAGAGUGAUUUUACUGGAAACUUAUCAUUUUAAUCUUUUCAAUAUCUGUGUAGAUCAGCAGAUGGCGCUGUGGUGCCAUCUCUGCCAAAACUAUACAGUAUUUCUAAUGAAAUUAUCGCUGCCUUAUGAGAAUAUGUUGGUUACACUGAUUACUACAUCAAUCUGUUUUACUGUAUCCUUUACUCCCACCAGUGAUUUCAAUAUCAUUAAACAUGCAUUGUCACUAUGUUAUUUUAGACUUCACCUGAAGUAUUCAAACUUUUACUCAGAUAAAAGAUGCAAUCAUGUGUUGUCAUUACAAGUAAAGAACCACCAUUUAAACAGUUAGUAAAAGCAUGAAUAUAUUAUCAGCAAAAAGAUCAAAUGUGUUUUUAAUUAAGAGAGAAUGGCCCUUGUCAAUGUUAAAUACUAUAAUAUAAUAUAUACUUUUCAGAAAGAGGUACAUGAAACAAAAUACAGUAUGAUCGCAAGAUUUAUUGUUCCUUGGUGUAAAAGUCACAAGCUGCCCAUCAGUACUUUAAAUUUUAAGUAUACUUUCUGCUAAACCUUGUGUACUUUUAUUUAGGCAAGACUUUUACUUGCAACAGAGUAUUUUAUUGGUACCUUUACUUAAGUAACUAAACUGAGCACUGCCUCCACCUCUGAGGUGCCUUUCAAAUGUGGAACACAUUAUGCAGCUUGUUGUGUCAGCAGAGAUGUGUUUCCCUCAGAAAAAUCGAUGGGGUUACGCUCAGUCACCAUAUUUCUGUUGCAAAAUAUCAUGUGGAUGUAACUUCCAUACACUGAAGCGUGAGCAGUGAACUGUGUUACCUUUCAGUUUACACUGCCAUCUGGCUCCUCUUUACCAAUCUAAUAAACCAUAAAAGAAAGGACUCUAAAAGCCAUUUAAUAAAAUGUUAACUUAACCGUUGCUAUUUCUGUUCAUCUAGUGUAAUUUUGACUUUCAGUCUGUGUACCGUCAGCAUAACCACAUUCUUUCUGGCCUGUUUAACAUCUGUUCUAGAUUCAAUUACAAUUCUCCCACAAGCGUCUCUGUUUUAAGGAUCAAUCAGAGCUUCCAUCAGCCUCUGCCUUGCCAAUCUGCUGUAACCUGAGUCUGUGUACAUCAUCUUCCCACACCUGUAGCUGUAGGGCAUGUUAUCUCCAAGACUGACAGUAUGCAUACCCUGGUCCCCAGGGG